ACAGUAUCACAAUAUUCGGUAUCACGUCAAGGUUCGAAGUUCACGAUUACGUAUCGCAGUGUGUAAGCUGAGCUCGGCGCGAUGACCGCGUCUCAGCGGCUCCUAAGUGUACGGCACUUGAUCAAACAACUUUUACUACCCAAAUACGUCAGAACCUACUACGAAGGGCGCACCGAAAACGUUACGUUUAGAGAAAAUGAGGACAUCUUAGACUUAAACAUUCACGGCGAAAUCCUCAAAUUCCCGUACGUGUGGUUAAGAGACAACUGCCAAUGUGCCGAGUGCUUCCAUCCCACCGCCAAGAGCCGAGUCGUGGAUUGGGCGAAAUUCAACUUGGACAGCAAACCGAAAGAUGUUAUUAAAGACGAGAAUUCCUUGCAAGUGACGUGGGACGACGGACACGAAUCGCGGUACAAAAUAAACUGGCUAAAAUUGAGAAGUUUCACUGACAAACAUAGAAAAAAUUAUAAUGAUACAAUUUUCAAGCCAACGAAAAAAACUUGGCACGGCAACAACUUCCAGAAGAUACUAUCCAAACAUGAAUUCAGCGGCAUUAUCAAUGAUGACAAGCAACUUUUUAAAUGGAUUCAUGAUCUCUCCGUGUAUGGCGUAGCCUUGAUUAAGAAUACACCUAAUAAAGAAACUGCAUUAGACAGUGUGGUGCAAAAAAUCGGAUUCCCUAAGAAAACUCACUAUGGAACAAACUUUAUAGUUCAAAAUGUGCCCAAUACUAGCAAUGUGGCAUACUUAAACAGCAACCUUCAAAUACAUGUGGACCUUCCUUACUAUGAAUAUUGCCCUGGGGUCAACAUGCUUCAUUGUCUCGUACAAACAUCCAGCCGAGGUGGAGAAAACCUGCUAUCCGAUGGACACUACACUGCAGAGUAUAUUAAAACUUACCACCCUGAACAAUUUAAAUUACUAACAGAUAUUGAUGUAGAAUGGAGUGACAUAGGGACGGAACAGGGCAAUGAAUUCUUUAAGCUUCACAGAGCCCCAGUUAUAUGCUUAGAUAAGCAUGGACAAAUAGAGCGGAUAAACUUUUCAAUUCCUCAGAGAGGGAGUCACUUCCUCGGUCCUAUAGAAGUUGUUAAGCCAUGGUAUAAAGCCCAUAGUCUCUUCUUUAAAUUAAACAUGGACUUUGCGGCGAAGUUUAAGACUGAUGCAGGUGAUAUACUGGUCUUUGACAACAUCAGAUUGUUGCAUGGCAGAAAUCAAUAUGAAGAUAAACCUAAUAAUGUAAGAAAACUAAUAGGUGCAUAUGUCGACUGGGAUGAGAUAUAUUCAAGAUUAAGAUGCCUGCAACUCAAAUAUAAUCAUAAUGAUGAACUUGUUUAGUAGCUAAGCAAAAUUUUAAAUAGUAUCUAUUUUGAUGGUUUA
This is a messenger RNA of Aricia agestis (brown argus), 1380 nucleotides long. RefSeq names its product gamma-butyrobetaine dioxygenase-like. Gene Ontology annotation, molecular function: oxidoreductase activity. NCBI's taxonomy places the organism in Eukaryota, Metazoa, Arthropoda, Insecta, Lepidoptera, Lycaenidae. The transcript has a single exon. Bases 82 to 1338 code for a protein of 418 amino acids. Gene Ontology annotation, cellular component: mitochondrion. Gene Ontology annotation, biological process: carnitine biosynthetic process. The record is from RefSeq and is a predicted model, not a curated record.